This is a messenger RNA of Columba livia (rock pigeon), 2266 nucleotides long. RefSeq names its product cathepsin A (gene CTSA). The record is from RefSeq and is a predicted model, not a curated record. Lineage: Eukaryota; Metazoa; Chordata; Aves; Columbiformes; Columbidae. Gene Ontology annotation, molecular function: serine-type carboxypeptidase activity. The transcript has 15 exons. The coding region runs from base 227 to 1651 and encodes 474 amino acids. Gene Ontology annotation, biological process: proteolysis.
UUCCCCACCCCCUCCCGUCUGUCACCAGUGGCUCAGCCGCUCACUUCUGGUUUUCACUUCACCAGCCAGGAAAAGAAACAAACCAAGACGGGGUUGUAACCCUGCGGAAGUGCUGCAGAAACCGGAGCUACCGCAAUCUGAGCGGAGGGGAGGCUGCCGGAUCGUGCCCCUGCAGCAGUGCCUGUGCCCCGUGGUGCUGGCAGGACCACUGGCACAGCAGGACAGGAUGGCUCUCCCCGAGAUGGGGCCGCUGCUGCUGGGCGCGCUGCUGCUGGGGCUGGGCCGGGCCGCCCCCCAGGGCCACGAGGUGACGUUCCUGCCGGGGCUGGCCAAGCAGCCGGCCUUCCGCCACUUCUCGGGCUACCUCUGUGCCGGGCCGGGCCAACACCUGCACUACUGGUUUGUGGAGGCCCAGAGCAACCCCCAGAGCAGCCCCCUGGUGCUGUGGCUGAACGGAGGCCCGGGCUGCAGCUCCAUGGAAGGAUUCCUGAAGGAGCACGGCCCCUUCCAGAUCCAGCCCGACGGGGUUACGCUGAAGUACAACGACUACGCCUGGAACAAGAUUGCCAACAUACUCUACCUGGAGUCCCCCGCUGGCGUUGGCUUCUCCUACUCCGAGGACAAGAAGUACAGCACGAAUGACACUGAGGUCGCUCACAACAACUACCUGGCACUGAAAGAUUUCCUGCGGCUCUACCCUGAGUACUCCAAGAAUGAUCUUUAUCUCACCGGGGAGAGCUAUGGGGGCAUCUACAUCCCCACACUGGCAGAGUGGGUGAUGCAGGACCCCAGCCUCAACCUGAAGGGAAUCGCUGUGGGAAAUGGCCUCUCCUCCUACGAGAUCAAUGACAACUCCCUGGUUUACUUUGCUUAUUACCACGGGCUGCUAGGGACUGAACUGUGGAAGGACUUGCAGGCCUUCUGCUGCUCCCAGGGGAAGUGCAACUUCCAUGACAACUCCAACCUGAACUGCACACUCAAGAUGGAGGAGAUGAUUCAAAUUGUAGAGGAGUCCGGCCUCAACAUCUACAACCUCUACGCCCCGUGUGAGGGUGGCGUCCCGGGGAGCACGAGGUAUGACGGUGAUUAUCUUGUCACACAUGACCUGGGCAACUCCUUCAUCCGGGUGCCCAUGAAGUUCUCCUGGCGGCAGAGCCUGUUCCGGAUGCCCACAGCCCGGAAGGUGCGGAUGGACCCUCCUUGCACCAACUCCACAGACCUCAGGGUGUACCUGAACUCCCCGGAGGUGAGGAAGGCUCUGCACAUCUCCCCCGAUGCCCAGGAGUGGCAGGUGUGCAGCUUUGAGGUGAACCGUGGCUACAAGCGCCUGUACAUGCAGAUGAACGACCAAUACCUGAAGCUACUGGGAGCCUCGAAAUACCGGAUCCUGGUGUACAACGGGGAUGUUGACAUGGCCUGCAACUUCCUUGGGGAUGAGUGGUUCGUGGACUCCCUGUGCCAGAAGGUGCAGGUGGCUCGUCGGCCCUGGCUCUACACCGAGCGGGGCGAGAACCAGAUCGGGGGCUUUGUGAAGGAAUUCACCAACAUCGCCUUCCUCACUAUCAAGGGAGCUGGGCACAUGGUGCCCACGGACCGGCCGCUUGCCGCCUUCACCAUGUUCAGCCGCUUCAUUAAGAACGAGCCAUACUAGGGACUGCGGCGGCAGCGCCCGGCUGCCCUCACCCCGGCACCUCCCGCACAGCCCGUCCUCGCUGCCGUGCCCGCGCUCCCUGCACCAUGACACGAGCCGCUCCCCCUGCCAGCCUGGGGGCUCUGCCUGGCCCUGCAGGACGGCGCCUGCUGAGCGGGGGGAGGAUGGGGCCCCAAGCUGAGUCCCAAACCCUCAUGGCAUAUUGCAGAUGGAGGAGAUGAUUCAAAUUAUAGAGGAGUCCGGCCGGGGCAGAUUGCUGGGUGAGGGGUGAGAAGUCCCAGGGGCUCUGUCCUUGCUGGGUGAGGAUUUGUGCCCUGCUGCAGCCGCCUCCUCGCCUGUGGCUUUCCUGUCGUGCCUCCUCCCUGUCUGGGGUGGCAGCUGCUUCCCCCUGGGCACAACCAGCCCCCACCACUUCCGUCUGCCCGCACACAGCCCUGGGCACGCUCUGAGGAACGACAGCUCGCUGGCGGCUGCAGGCGCUGCUUGUGGGGCUUUCUGCUCCAAGCUGCACCGUACCUGAUCCCAAGGAGGCUCAGCACGGAGACAAUCCCCCCUGCUCGUGACCCAGGCACACAGUUCUUCUGGGCACUCACAAUAAACUCUCUGAACAAGGUG